Camelina sativa (false flax) is the source of this 980-nucleotide messenger RNA. RefSeq lists its product as uncharacterized. The record is from RefSeq and is a predicted model, not a curated record. Lineage: Eukaryota; Viridiplantae; Streptophyta; Magnoliopsida; Brassicales; Brassicaceae.
AAAAAUACGACUACAAACUAUGGUUAAUAAUUACAAAGUUUGUCUUUAACUAACCAACAACCAAAGAGACCGAAACACUCUCGUUUCUAUGAAGUUAAUACUAGCUAAUUGUUAACAAACGUGUGAGGGCAAUAUGCUACCCAAAAUCGAAUUUGCAAAUAUACACAUUUCACUAAAAUUAGAUUAGUUUUCGUUAGUCUUUUCUAAAAUAGAACUGAAAACAUAUUGCUAAUCAAAUAUAACAAAAGUCUCUCUUCCUUCUUCAUUAUCUCUCUCUCUCUCUCUCUCUCUCUCUCUCUCUCAUUAUUGAUCUCCAUUGUCGUCGUAAGGAGAUCGCAAAGAGCCAUGAGCCUAAAUUGUCUAACAUGUCAAGCCCUUCCACGAACAGAUUCCAACAAAGAGAUUGAUCUCUCCGGUCCUGGACCACCAACGGUUGAGAUCAAUCAUGUUCUAGGUAAAACAUGUUGUGUACUAGAUCCUAUUGGUGGGAGAAAUUGGUCAGGGAGUUUGAACCCUAGGAUCCACGAGAAGAUUGGACGGUCAGGAUCUUCUUUAGCGCAGAAGAUGAAGAAGGUGAAAAAGAUUCAUCACCUUAGGCUAAGUGGUCCUGUUGGUUCCAACCCUAGCAAUGGACCAACCCGGCCCGAACAACCAAAGCUUGUAAGGAGCACUGGAGUGCGGAGGAAUUGGAGUUUUGAGAAUUUGAGAGAUCAAGGAUUAAUAGAAGAAAAAAGAAAGAUUAACAUAUGAUCAUCAUGAUUGAUCAUGAUUCUGAGAUUUUAUAUGAAUGAAUGUUUAAGAUGAGAGAUUACAUCAUCGAUUCGGAAGAGAGAAAUAACGAAGCUGAUUACAUAUAUAGUUUCUAAUCCAGAUUCAUGGUUUAUAUAAAUCGUGAUAGAAUAUGUAUAAUAGUAUUCAUUUGUUUAUUACGUUGUCACGUUUGUUUGCCUUUUGAAUAUUUUUGUUUAUACAUAUGUUUC